Cornus florida is the source of this 3877-nucleotide messenger RNA. Its product is annotated as receptor-like protein EIX1. NCBI's taxonomy places the organism in Eukaryota, Viridiplantae, Streptophyta, Magnoliopsida, Cornales, Cornaceae. Gene Ontology annotation, molecular function: protein binding. The record is from RefSeq and is a predicted model, not a curated record. The transcript has a single exon. Bases 199 to 3321 code for a protein of 1040 amino acids.
AAAAAAGUCGGUAUUUUGUGUCCCACUGUCCCAAUAUUCCACCAAGUGAGCCUUAAACUUCCUUGGAAAGAAUCGACACGAAGAAGCUGAGCAAGUCACCACACCCUUACAUACGCAAUGAAUUAACCGAAGUGUGUGGACACCUCUCUAUAAAACCCACACAGUUAUUAUCUUCUUAUUCAUCUUCCUUCCAUCAUCAUGGACAGCUCCAUCACAACUUUUACAAAGUUUCUGCUUGCUUUUGUCAUCAUAGCAACAACUAUUAGCAUUAAAGGCCUGUGUACUCCAAACUCAGAUGCAGUUUGCAUUCAAAGUGAGAGACAAGCCCUCCUGAGGUUUAAGCAACAUCUUAAAGAUCCUUCCAAUAGGCUCUUGUCUUGGACCAUCCAACAAGACUGCUGCAAAUGGGCUGGAGUUGUUUGCAACAACUUAACCGGUCAUGUCCAGAAGCUCCACCUUCGUGCUACUCCAUCUGACUUUUUUUCUUCAGACGACUUAAAGUUGGGCGGUAACAUUGAUGCUUCUUUGAUAAACUUGAAGCAUCUGCGUUACCUGGACCUAAGCAACAAUGAGUUUGGAGGAAUUCGAAUUCCCGGAUUCAUUGGUUCUCUGAAAAGUUUAAGAUAUCUGAAUCUCUCUCUUGCAGGAUUUGAAGGGGUGAUUCCACAUCAGCUUGGAAAUCUCUCCAGCUUGCGCUAUCUUAUUCUUGGAGAUUUCAAUUCCUAUUACUCCAAUUACAAUUCCUUGCAGAGUGGUGAGAAUCUUGAGUGGCUUUCGGGGCUUGCUUUGCUACAGCACCUGGACAUGAGUGGGGUGAACUUGAGCAGAACAUAUGACUGGCCGCAGGUGAUGAACGCCCUACCUUGUUUGGUUGAAUUACAUUUGUCCUAUUCUAGUCUUUCUCACUUUGUUCCGCCGUUACCUCCUGUUAAUUUUACGUCUCUUAGAGUCCUUGAUAUUUCUGGCAAUAGUUUUGGUUCUCUGUUACCUAUUGAUUGGUUGUUCAGUAUAAAAGGCCUCAUCUCUCUUAAUCUACGUUACAAUAUUUUGCAAGGUCCAAUUCCAAGUGGUCUUCUUAACAUGUCUAGUACUCUUGUACAUCUCGAUCUGUCCGGAAAUCAUUUGAAUUCUACCAUACCCACUUGGUUGUACAGCUUUAAGCGUCUCGAGUCCCUUGACCUUGGUUCCAAUUCUCUGCAAGGUGUGAUCUCUAGUGCCAUUGGAAAUUUGACUUCUCUCAUUGAAAUCCACCUAUCAUUCAAUGAACUUGAAGGUAAAAUACCAAGUGAAUUACAAAAUCUUUGUAACUUGAAGGCGAUUGAUUUGGCAGUUAACCGAUUUCGUGGAGAGGUAUCACAAGUGUUUAAAAGUUUGUCCGUAUGUGCUAUAGAUGCUUUGGAGUCGUUGGAAUUAUUUUCCAAUCAACUUUCUGGUCAUUUAACAGAUCACCUUGGACACUUUAAAAGUUUGCGCUCCCUCGAUCUAUCGAGUAAUCUAAUUUCCGGUACCAUUCCCGAAAAUCUUGGACACCUUUCAAAGUUGGAAUUCCUUUCGAUCGUUGAUGAUUUGUUGGAAGGGGUUGUUUCUGAAGUUCACUUUGCUAGUCUUGCAAAUUUAAAAUACUUAUAUGCGUAUCAAAAUUCAUUGACUUUGCAGUUGAGUCCAAACUGGAUCCCACCCUUCCAACUUGAAGAAAUACAGUUGAGUUCUUUGCGUGUGGGACCAGAAUUUCCUACGUGGCUUCGAUCACAAAAAGAAAUUUCAAUCUUGGUCCUAUACAAUUGCUGCAUAUCAGAUGAGAUUCCCUCUUGGUUUUGGAACUGGUCUUCCUCCGCUUAUUAUGUAAACCUUGCUCACAACCAAAUCCAUGGACAGAUCCCAUACAUUCCAAAAUUUGAUUAUUAUUUCUCAGUAGUUGACUUGAACUCCAACAAAUUUAGCGGUCCAUUACCCAUUGUCUCUCCUAAUAUAAUUGAACUAGAUCUUUCCAACAAUUCAUUUUCAGGAGAAAUUUCUAACUUCCUGUGUCACUCCAGUCACAAACCGCAUCAACUGGUAUAUCUUAAUCUUGAUGAAAAUCUUUUGUCCGGAGAUAUUCCAGAUUGUUGGAUGAAUUGGCAGUCGCUAGAAUCCAUCAAUCUACAAAAAAACAAUUUCAAUGGGACCAUUCCAAGCUCCAUGGGAUUUCUAAGUAGUCUACAACUCAUCAAUCUACAAAAUAACAAUUUCACUGGGACCAUUCCAAGCUCCAUGGGAUUUCUAAGUAGUCUACUACUCAUCAAUCUACAAAAUAACAAUUUCACUGGGACCAUUCCAAGUUCCAUGGGAUUUCUAAGUAGUCUACAAUCAUUACACAUGCGCAACAAUAGCCUCUCUGGAGAACUACCUUUAUCUUUACAAAAUUGCACAGAUUUAUUGACAAUUGACUUGGGUGAGAAUAAGUUUGUUGGAAGCAUACCAUCGUGGAUUGGGAAAAGGCUUUCAAAAUUGAUGGUUCUUAGACUUCGAUCAAAUAAAUUUGAUGGCAAAAUUCCUCCUGAGAUUUGUCACCUCGCAUCUCUUCAACUCUUAGAUCUUGCAUACAACAAUUUGUCGGGAGCAAUACCGCGGUGUAUCAACAAAUUCACUGCCAUGGCACUGAAAGGGAACUUAUCCACUGGUCGUCUCAUUAUUCGAUCCAAUCAUAGUGCUUGGUUGGAGAUUGCAAUUGUUGUAACAAAAGGAAGAGAGAUUCAAUAUGACACCAUUCUCAGAUUUGCAACCAGCAUGGACCUUUCAAGCAACAACUUAUCCGGAGAGAUCCCCGAGGAGGUAACAAGUCUCUUGGUCUUGCGAUCGCUGAAUUUAUCGGGAAAUCAUUUGACAAGUUUGAUUCCAAGUACGAUUGGUAAUAUGGUACUGUUAGAGUCUCUUGAUCUCUCAAGGAACCAACUUUCUGGUGAAAUCCCAACAAGUAUGUCGGAUAUGACAUUUUUGAAUUACUUGAAUCUGUCACAUAAUUACUUGUCAGGGAAAAUUCCAUUGAGCACUCAACUCCAGAGCUUCAAUAUUUCUAGCUUCAUUGGGAACGACCUUUGUGGACCUCCCGUCACAAACAAUUGCCGUGUGAAUGAAGUAAUCCCCAAGAUUCAAAAUGGAGGAGACAAAAGAAAUGAAGCUAAAGUGGAUUGGUUUUAUUUGAGUUUGGCGCUAGGAUUUGUAGUUGGUUUUUGGGGUGUCUGCGGUCCCUUAUUAUACAACAAAUCGUGGAGAUUUUCCUAUUUUCAUUCUUUAGAUCGCAUGUGGUACAAAAUUACCGGUUGUAUUAGUAAUAAGGUCUAAACUAUCCAUAGAUUCCAACAGUUAAUUGAAUGCUGUGUUUUAGGCCUUCACAUAUAAUAAAACUGCUACUUUUAUGGGGGUGGGGUUGGUACUGUGCUUCUUUUAUUUUAAAUGUCUGAUAUAUUAUGGUUGAAAUCUUUGCGAGUGUCUAGUAUUUAUGGUUGAAGUACUAUUUAUGACUCUCUAUAUGUGACACACACACACAUAUAUAUAUAUUGGUAAUUAAGCAUUAUAUAAUUCAAACAAAAUAUGUACAAAUAUUCCCCGUUCAAAAAUUAUUACAUGGUAUUAAGCAAAAAAAUUAUUGAAAGUGGUAUAAAGCUGACACAUUUAUUUAUGUGUCACUUUGUGGUUGAUCCGGACCAUAUAAUAAUUUUUCCAAAACUAGAGCCAAAACAGAUAUAGAACUUCAACAAUUGUUACCCUUUUCUUUAUCAUCAUUGUGAAGCAAACAUGGUCCACCUAGUCGAUUCAGUCUUAAACUUAGAAACUCUAGUGUAUACGCAGAGCUUCGUGUGGACAAAUUGUGUGUAAGAUGACAAAGUCAAAGUGACUG